AUGGCUUUCGAGUGGAAUUCGUAUACAAUUAGCUUUUAUACUUUAAUUGGAAUUGUUGCCUGGCAAUGGUGGCGAUGGAAGAGACGUGGACAUUUAACAAAUGGUAUCAAGAGACUACCUGUGCCUGGUGGGAGAGGUUACCUUAAUGGACACGCUUGUGCGGUCGAUAGGAUAUCUCGAGAAAAAUUGAUUGAAUGGAGGACAUCUCUUGGAGAUAUAUACAUGAUCUAUGUCAAAUCACAACCAUGCGUGGUUCUGGCAAGCGCGAAAGUGGUUGAUGAAUUGCUACAGAAAAGUAUGGAACUUUUAAUUGUGGAAAAAGGGGUCGGGAUCACUAAUUAUGGAGGGAUUUGUCGACAUGCACUUACUUGGGUCAAUUCUAUCAUAAUUGAAAGGAGCAACCAAGUACUCUUCAAGAAGACCGAAUUGUUAUAUUUCGGAUGUUAUUGA
Molecule: messenger RNA, 450 nt
Organism: Paraglomus brasilianum
Lineage: Eukaryota; Fungi; Glomeromycota; Glomeromycetes; Paraglomerales; Paraglomeraceae
Source: the annotation of a GenBank genome assembly